UAACAGAGAACGUAUAUGAUAUACGUUCUCUGAUACAACUUUGUCUUUGACAUAUGAAUCUGACAUUAAAAGUUGCUCGUCAUUCGUAAGAAAAACUGAAGGAAACUCAAGUGAAAAUUAUUUCAAUUGAAUAACUAUUUGUAAAUAAAAAAAGUUUUCAACGUAAAGAAAAAUAUGUUUGGUCGUCAGAGCGGUAUCGGUGGUGGUAACACUAGCAGUAGCUCCAAUUUAGUGGAGUUUCGGGCUGGACGGAUGAAUAUGAUAGGCAAGAUGGUGCAUCCAGACGCACGAAAAGGCCUAGUGUAUUUAACACAGAGUGAAGAUGGGCUUAUGCACUUUUGCUGGAAGGAUCGCACCACUGGCAAGGUGGAGGACGACCUAAUUGUUUUUCCUGAUGAUUUUGAAUUUAAACGCGUUGAACAAUGCAAAACUGGACGCGUUUAUGUAUUGAAAUUUAAGUCAUCUUCACGUAGAAUGUUUUUCUGGAUGCAAGAACCAAAAAUCGAAAAAGAUGAUGAGCUAUGUCGUCGGGUCAACGAAUUAAUGAACAAUCCGCCAUCACAACAGCGUAACAAUAGUGAUAAUGGCGAUUUACAGUACAUGUUGAACAAUAUGUCGCAACAACAACUAAUGCAACUGUUCGGCGGAGUUGGUCAAAUGGGCGGUUUAACCUCUUUAUUGGGUUCAAUGAAUCGCUCUGAAAAUAGUUCGCGUACACCAGCACGCAGCGGCAGCAAUAAUGCAGCAAGUAAUUUGCUAACACCAGAAUCGAAUACAGCACCUAAAACACCUUCCGCCCCCAAAGGAAAGGGUAGUAAUAGAAGUUCCGCAGGUGCUACUACCACCAAUGUCAAUACAAACCUAUCGACCACAGCCAGCCGUACACUAAGUGUCGAUUUAUCUACUGCUAUACAAGGUUCGGAGGCAAUUAAUCAAAUAAUAUCCGAUCCAGAACGCGCUAAAACUUUAUCAGUACAUCUACCUGAAAGCGAAGAUGCUGAUGAAAAUAAAAAACAACAAAUUAAAGACACUAUUGCUUCGCCGCAAUUCCAACAAGCGCUUUCUUUGUUCUCAAACGCGCUGCAAUCGGCACAGCUUGGCCCCGUAGUCUCACAAUUUGAAUUAACAGCAGAAGCAGUUGCAGCCGCAUAUGCCGGAAAUUUGGAGGAUUUCGUUAAGGCUUUGGAGAAAUCUCUACCAGCUGGUGCCACCAUGGAUACUACCAAAGCCAAAGAGUCCGACAAAGAUAAGGAGCCAUUGAAGAAUGAAAGCGAGGAAAAUAAAACUGAUAAAAAAUAAUAGUGACAUUUAUAUAAGUGUGCAUCAUAUAAACAUAACAAAAAAAAAAAUAAAAAUAUGAUUUUGCAUUAAAAAUAUAUAAGCAAUUAUUAACAUUUA
Molecule: messenger RNA, 1398 nt
Organism: Bactrocera oleae (olive fruit fly)
Lineage: Eukaryota; Metazoa; Arthropoda; Insecta; Diptera; Tephritidae
Gene: Rpn13
Product: regulatory particle non-ATPase 13
Cellular component (GO): proteasome regulatory particle, lid subcomplex; cytoplasm; nucleus
Molecular function (GO): endopeptidase activator activity; proteasome binding
Source: RefSeq, a predicted model, not a curated record